UCUUAGGCCCCAAGCCAACUCUAAACCUAUAUAUAUAUAUAUGAACUAUCUUAUUCCUUCCAAUAAGAUUCAUAAACAAUUCAAAGAAGAAGAAGAAGAAAGAGAUCAUUAACCUUUUUGAAGAAGAAAUCCAUGGCAGGUGGAGGAGGAACAGAAGCGUUUCCAGAUCUUGGAAAACACUGUCAAUUUUGCAAGCAACUCGAUUUUCUUCCAUUCCACUGCGACUCUUGUCAAAAGGUCUAUUGCUUGGAGCACAUACCUCAUAAGGCACACGAAUGCCAGAAAUCUGGAAUCAACAGCCGGAAGGUCAUCGUCUGCCAAAUCUGUUCCAAAUCAAUCGAAACCACCGGUCACGACGGCGAAUAUGAGAAGGCGGAGCUCCACAAGCACGAGAGAUCCGGCGAUUGCGAUCCAAAGAAGAAGAAGAAACCAACCUGUCCUGUCAAACGGUGUAGGGAGGCUCUUACCUUCUCCAAUUCCAGCGUCUGCAAGAAUUGCGGCGUCAAAGUCUGCCUAAAUCAUCGGUUCCCGGCCGAUCAUAACUGCAUCAGGAAUGAUAAUACCUCCGUCGGCUUGGUCAAGGUCGGUGGUGUUUUCAACAAUGGAAGAUUUUUUUCUGCCUUUGCGUCCAGGAAUGCCAAAGAUUGCGCCAAAGAGAAGGAUUUAACCGCCGGGCCGUCUCGUACAACCCCCAUAAAAGCCCAUUGAUUCUUGUUAAAAAGAGCCCACCCCUAUUUGCGUGUAUUAUUUAUUAUUCAUCAUAUAACAUUAAUUUCAAAUUAUAAUUUGGAGCUUGAAUUUUCA
This is a messenger RNA of Impatiens glandulifera, 804 nucleotides long. Its product is annotated as zinc finger AN1 domain-containing stress-associated protein 12. The record is from RefSeq and is a predicted model, not a curated record. Lineage: Eukaryota; Viridiplantae; Streptophyta; Magnoliopsida; Ericales; Balsaminaceae. Gene Ontology annotation, cellular component: cytoplasm. The transcript has 2 exons. Bases 133 to 708 code for a protein of 191 amino acids. Gene Ontology annotation, molecular function: zinc ion binding.